UUCAUCUGUUUUAAAAGGAUAGCAAAGGAUGCGUAUUUUGAUACAAGUUGAGAAGAAGAAAUAUAUCAAACUGAAAUAUGGGAAGCAGAGCUUUGUUACUGCUAAAAGUAGCGUUACCACUAAAGCAUCAAAUCAAAUGUUUGAACUACACAAAAAUCACUCCUGCUUCAGAACUCCUGACAAAAAGAAGAUUUUCAAUUAAAGCAACAAAUGGGUCCUCUCUUCAACCACCAGAUGUCUCUCGUUUAGCUGAAACUGCUCGAAUUUCUCUUAACCAAAAUGAGGUUGAAGAAUUUGCUCCCAAAAUUCGGCAAGUGAUUGAUUGGUUUGGACAACUUCAAGCUGUUGAUCUUAAUAGUGUUGAGCCCGCUAUUAGAGCAGAUAGUGAAGGCGAGAACUUGCGUGAUGAUGUUCCUGAAACAUUUAGCGAAAGGGAAGCUAUAAUUGCUGCUGUUCCAAGCUAUGAAAAGCCUUAUGUCAAAGUUCCCAAAGUUUUGAACAAGGAGUAGAAGAAGUAGCCUUCAUAUUAGCUUUAUUUCUUUCUGUACCAUCCUUUAGAGACUUACUAAACAUGCCAUUAACAUUUUACUACUUUCUAUGCUUUUCAUGCAAUACCAGUUUCGGUGCUUGUUUUGGCAUCGUAAACAUGUACAGUCCAAGAACAAUUCCUCCGUGGGAACAGUCCAGGGUCUUAUCCUAACCUAAAUUAAUUUAGUCUAA
Molecule: messenger RNA, 720 nt
Organism: Ricinus communis (castor bean)
Lineage: Eukaryota; Viridiplantae; Streptophyta; Magnoliopsida; Malpighiales; Euphorbiaceae
Product: glutamyl-tRNA(Gln) amidotransferase subunit C, chloroplastic/mitochondrial
Exons: 5
Coding region: 78-509 (143 amino acids)
Biological process (GO): glutaminyl-tRNAGln biosynthesis via transamidation; regulation of translational fidelity
Cellular component (GO): chloroplast
Molecular function (GO): glutaminyl-tRNA synthase (glutamine-hydrolyzing) activity
Source: RefSeq, a predicted model, not a curated record